CUCCGCAGGUGAGGAGGAGGAGGCAGAACAAGUUCUCUCUGGACUCUCGGUUCCGUUUCGGCUCCAGUUCUCCUCAGACCUCCAGCUGAUUGCAGAGCCGGACCGGACCCACCGGGUCUGCAGCUCCUCCGGAUCCAGGUUCGGAUGAGAAACUCGGUUCCUGCGUUCAGAGGUUUUGUCAGAACUGAUCCGGUUUUUGGGUCUGAAGUUAAACCAGCUCCGGUUCUUUUGGACUCUGGCGGAUGAAGGUUGAAACUUUAAAGAACCGGUUUUUGGAUCGAUCCGGAUCAAAGCGGAGGAUUUAAACUCUUCAGCAUCUCCUCAGUUUCUCUCCGAACUUUGGUUCCGUCCAUGGAUCUCACUGAUCAGGUCUGAGGUCCAGAUGAAUCCAGACCCAGAGCCUCCGGUUCUUCCUCGUGAACGCUCAGGUCGGUUUGGAUCUGGAUCGGAACCAGAGCAGCUCCUCCUUUGCUCCUCCAGGUUUUGUGAUUUUUAAUAAAAAACUGCUUCUGGACCGGGUCAGGAAGUGGUCCACCUGAACCCGAGUCUACAUUCUGGACCCAGAACCAACUUCAGUUUUUUCUUUUUGAUAAAACUGGAUCUGAGCUUUUGGUACCGGGUAGCUCCUGAUUCCAUGAGAGUUCUGAGAAACUUGAUUUGGACCCAAACAGGUUCUUUUGGUUCUCCAGUUGUCCAAUCAGAACCAGAACCAGAAACAAACUUUAUUCACUGUAACUGGACCUCAGAACUUCUUCAGAUGGUCUGGAUCUCCUCCAGAACUCAAGACCUCCUGGACCUGAAGAGUCUGAGGAGGAGUUCUCAGAAGAUCCAUGAAUCCAUUAGAACCCUGGAAUCUCAGAACCAAGAUCUCUGAGGUGACCCUGAAGACCUAGAGGAACCUCAGAACCCUGAACCCGAGCAGGUCCAACGAAAACCUUCAGAAUCUUCAGAAGACCCACCAGUGCACCUGGUGGACCCGCAUUAGAGACCCUGUGGAAGACUCUGAGGGUUCUGUUGGUCCGACCCGCCUGCAGGUCCAAUGGGGACCCUCAGGGACCUGCAGUACGCCCUGCAGGAGAAGAUCGAGGAGCUGCGGCAGCGGGACGCCCUGAUAGACGAGCUGGAGCUGGAGCUGGACCAGAAAGACGAGCUGAUCCAGCGCCUGCAGAACGAGCUGGACAAGUACCGCUCGGUGAUCCGGCCCGCCACGGCCCAGCAGGUCCAGGCCCAGCAGCAGAACCUGGUCCUGCAGCCGGACCAGCACCGUAGCAAGAGGCAGGCCAUCUCAGCAGAACCCACGGCCUUCGACAUCAGCCAGCUGAGCCACGUCACGCUGCCCUGCUACCCCAAGAGUCUGCAGUCCAAGGAGCUGAUAAAGGAGGCCAUCCUGGACAACGACUUCAUGAAGAACCUGGAGCUGUCUCAGAUCCAGGAGAUCGUGGACUGCAUGUACCCGGUGGAUUACGGCAUGGACGCCUGCAUCAUCAAGGAGGGAGACGUGGGCUCGCUGGUCUUCGUCAUGGAAGAGGGGAAGGUGGAGGUGACCAAAGAGGGCAUGAAGCUGUGCACCAUGGGACCAGGAAGAGUGUUCGGAGAGCUGGCCAUUCUCUACAACUGUACCAGAACCGCCACUGUCCGGACUCUGACCCACGUGAAGCUGUGGGCCAUCGACCGGCAGUGUUUCCAGACCAUCAUGAUGAGAACCGGACUCAUCAAACACGCCGAGUACAUGGACUUCCUGAAGAGCGUUCCGACCUUCCAGGACCUCCAGGAGGAGACUCUCAGUAAACUGGCCGACGUCAUGGAGGAGACUCACUACGACGACGGGGAGUACAUCAUCCGUCAGGGAGCCCGAGGAGACACCUUCUUCAUCAUCAGCAUGGGCAGGGUGAACGUCACCCAGGGGGAUUCCACCAACAAGGAGAUGGUCCACCUGCGGGAGCUGGGCAGAGGAGACUGGUUCGGAGAGCGGGCGCUGCAGGGGGAGGAUGUUAGAACAGCCAACGUCGUCGCUGUCGACCCCGUCACCUGCCUCGUCAUCGACAGAGAAUACGAGGCAGAGAACGCCUUCUUCUCCAGCCUGAAGCUGAACGACUUCAACAUCAUCGACACGCUGGGAGUCGGAGGCUUCGGACGAGUCGAGCUGGUGCAGCUGAAGAGUGAAGAGGCCAAGACGUUCGCCAUGAAGAUCCUGAAGAAGAGACACAUUGUGGACACGAGGCAACAGGAACACAUUCGCUCUGAGAAGCACAUCAUGACUGAGGCCCACUCAGACUUCAUUGUCAGGUUGUACCGGACCUUUAAGGACAGUAAAUAUCUGUACAUGCUAAUGGAGGCGUGUCUGGGUGGAGAGCUUUGGACCAUCCUGAGGGACAGAGGUUCGUUCGAUGAUUCAACCACCAGGUUCUACACCGGCUGCGUGGUUGAGGCGUUCUCCUAUCUGCAUGCCAAAGGCAUCAUAUACCGAGACCUGAAACCGGAGAACCUCAUCCUGGACAGCCGAGGAUACGCCAAGCUGGUGGACUUUGGUUUUGCGAAGAAGAUUGGCUUCUGUAAGAAAACAUGGACUUUCUGUGGAACACCAGAAUACGUGGCUCCAGAGAUCAUCCUCAACAAAGGUCAUGAUGUCUCUGCAGACUAUUGGUCUCUGGGUAUCCUGAUGUACGAGCUGCUGACCGGCAGUCCUCCGUUCUCAGGUCCAGACCCGAUGAAAACCUACAAUGUCAUCCUGAGAGGCAUCGACAUGAUCGAGUUCCCCAAGAAGAUCACGAAGAAUGCAGCCAACCUCAUCAAGAAGCUCUGCAGGGACAGUCCUUCAGAGAGAUUGGGGAACCUGAAGAAUGGGGUGAAGGACAUCCAGAAGCACAAGUGGUUCGAAGGUUUUAACUGGGACGGUCUGAGGAAAGGAACUCUGACUCCGCCCAUCACACCUCAGGUCUCGUCUCCGAUUGACACCAGUAACUUUGACAGUUUUCCUGAGGACACGGAUGAACCACCACCUGACGAUAACUCUGGAUGGGACUUUGACUUUUAAACUGGGUUUGGACUCUGUGAGACACGAUGAAGAGCAAAGACCAGGAGGUGGACCAGGUGAAACACCUAUGAAGUCCAGCUGGAUUCAUGUUUAUGGCUGAAAUGAUGAAAUGUCAGUAGGUGGAAAGAACCUGUUCCAGAAGAAACAAACUGCAGGUUCAGAUCUGUCCAGGAUCUGGAUCGGUUCUGGAAACAUCAGCAGAUGUUGAAUUUUGAGUCUCUUACUUCCUCAGAUCUUCUGAUUCUUUGAAUUUUAUUAAAGAACUGUAGAAACUGACAGAAAAGAUUUCUCUUUAUGAUCAAUUGUUUGUCUUCAGGAGAACAUUUAGGAAGUUCUUCCAUCAACAGGUGGACCUCUGUGAUCUGCCUUUGUGCCCGGGUUAUUGCUGCAGAACUUGAUGUCCCGGAUCUUCCUGCAGGAACAGAACUAAUCAGAGCUCAGUUCCUCCUACCUUUAAAAAGAAAUAAAAUCCCUGCUUCCACUGACAACAAGACAAAGAUGAACAAAUAAAAAGAACAUAAAUGGCUUUAAAAACUCUGAAA
Austrofundulus limnaeus is the source of this 3576-nucleotide messenger RNA. Its product is annotated as cGMP-dependent protein kinase 1. Lineage: Eukaryota; Metazoa; Chordata; Actinopteri; Cyprinodontiformes; Rivulidae. Gene Ontology annotation, biological process: protein phosphorylation. The record is from RefSeq and is a predicted model, not a curated record. Gene Ontology annotation, molecular function: ATP binding; cGMP-dependent protein kinase activity.